AUGCUGCAGCUUAUCAUGGAGUCAGCCAAGAUCGACCCACCCCAAAGCCCCCCACCCAGGCCUUGUGCCACCAUCUACUUCAGAGAUAUCAAGAAGAGAACUCAUGUGGCAGAAGGGAACAACCCCAUCUGGAACGAGACGCUGGUCUGGCACCUCUGGGCCGGUGCCCUGGAACAUGACUCCUACUUGCAAAUUGUCCUUCGGGACCUGGCCUCAACGAAGAAGGAAAGGUUCAUUGGUCUGGCCACAGUCCUGCUCAAGCCCCUGGUGGAACAACCCAAUGAGGUCCUGUUCCUGAAGGGCCUACCCCUGAUCAACCAUUCCAUGAAGCCCACAGAUUGCACUGUGACCCUACAGGUAGCCCUUGUGACCACCCGGGAUGUUAAGACAGGGGACGAAGACCUCCUUGGCGUGAUGGCAAGAGAAGUGCCGAAGCAGGAACUGACAGUUCCCGGCGGCACCGUGCCCAGGGCGUUGUCCUCAAAGCCUCAGGACUUUCAGGUUCGAGUGAAGGUGUUUGAAGCCCGACAGCUCAUGGGUAACAAUAUCAGGCCGGUGGUGAAAGUGACCAUCGGAAGCCAGGAGUACCACACGAGGAUCAAGCUAGGAAACAACCCUUUCUUCAAUGAAACCUUCUUCAAGAAUUUUCGUGAGGUUCCUGCAAAGUUCUUCGAUGAGACCGUCUUAAUCCAGGUGAUGAACUCGUCCAUGCUGAGGUUCAAAUCGGAGAUUGGGAGAUUCCAAACAGAUAUUGGGUUUAUCUACCAUUCUCCAGGUCACACACUCCUGAGGGAGUGGUUAGGCCUCUGCCAGCCAGACAACCCCAGCAGUGGCUUGAGAGGCUACCUGAAAGUCACCAUCUGUGCCCUUGGUGUGGGAGACCAGGCCAUGGUGGAUCUAAUGCUACCCUACAGGGCUGAUGACACCGGCCCUAAGCUCUUCCAGUCGGCAGCAGUCCCGAUCCACACAGCCCAACUGCAGUUCUUCAUCUACUGUGCGGAGGACCUUCAUCUCAGGAAAUACCAGGCAGCGAACCCUAUGUUGGAGGUAGAACUAAGCGGGAAAAAGCUCAAGACCAAUGUGCAGACCCAAACCGAGAACCCGGUCUGGAACCAGAUCCUGACCUUCCCGAUUCAGCUGCCCUGCCUCUCCAGCUACAUCAAGUUGCGAGUCUUGGACUGCCUCCAGAAGGAUUGCCGGGAUGAGAUCGGAACUGUCAGCCUGUCUCUCAACCAGAUCUCGUCCACCGGUGCAGAGAUGGAAGGAGUGUACUCUGGCUUCCUACCCUGCUUUGGCCCCAGCUUCCUGACUCUCCACGGGGGUAAAAAGGCCCCUUUCAGGAUCCAGGAAGAAGGCACUUGUCCUGACUCUGUUAAGGAUGGUUUAGCUUAUCGAGGCCGAGUCUUCCUGGAGCUAAUCACCCACAUAAAAUCCCAUCAAGAUUUUAAGAUAAAGGAUCUCUCCCAUGAAGUGACCAGGAUGGAGAAACAACAGAACCGCCAAAAGUACGGGCUGUGUGUCAUCUUCCUCUCCUGCACUAUGAUGCCCAACUUUAAGGACCUGAUCCAAUUCGAAGUCAGCAUCGGCCACUAUGGAAACAAGAUGGACCUGAAUUACAAGCCUCUAGUCUCAACCACGCAGUACAGCCCAGUGAUAUAUGAUGGGAACAUCUACCACUAUGUGCCCUGGUACAACACCAAGCCUGUCGUGGCCGUUACUUCACACUGGGAGGACGUCAGCUUCCGCAUGAACUGCCUCAACCUCCUCCACGUCACUCGGGACCGCCUGAAAGCCAACCUGGAUACCCUGAAGUCCAUGCGGAAUCCCAAGGACCCAGCCCUGCUCCUCCAGUGGGAGAAGCUGCUGAAGGAGCUGCUGGAGGACAGCCAGCACCCCCUGCCCUGCCUGACUGAUCAGCCCAAAGCCACUGAGCUGGACAAGAAGAGGUGGGAGCUCCGCAGCCGCCUGCUGCAGGAACUGGCCAGACAGGCCAAGGAAGCCAAGUUCAAGCCCAAGGACAUGGUGGCCACCGUGGAGGGCUGGCUGUACCGUCUCAACUCCGUGCUUCCCGAGCCCCAGAUGAGCCUCCCGGACGUGAUGAUCUGGUUGGUAUCCAAGGGCCAGCGAGUGGCCUUCGCACAGGUGCCCGCCCACGCCGUCCUCUUCUCCCAGGCCGGGCCCCUGCAGUCGGGCAAGUUCUGUGGGAAGACACAGACUCUUCUCCUACAGUACCCGGAGGGUGAAGGACAGAAGGACACGCUUCCAGCCCACCUCCGGGUCUGCAUGUGGCUUGGCAAUGUGGAAGACAGCAAGGAUCUCAAGCUGCUCCGUCAUGGCAACGUGGUCGUGUAUGCAGAGACGUAUGAAAACCAGGCCAAGUACAAAGACCAGUGGGGGCAACAGGGGCUGCGCCACUGCCCCAACUUCUCGGACGUCAUAGGGCACACGUCUCUCCCCAAGGAGGAUUUCCAGGUGCCCCCCGGGUGGCACUGGCAGGGGAAGUGGAUGGUGGAGCCUCAGAGGAGACUCCUCCUGGACGCAGACAUCAACAAGAGCCAGGUGCUGGAGGAGGUGUACGAGAACCAGAGGCGUGACAUCACAGGGGCCUGGGUGCCGGCAGCCAUCCCGAACACAGACGUGGAAGGAAACUUCAUGGAGGCCCGGGAGAACAUGAAGUGCCCCCGAGGCUGGUAUAUUCAGAAGAACUGGACUGUAGAGCUGAACCACGCUGUGGACAAUGAGGGCUGGGAGUACGGAGCUGGGGUCCCCCCCGCGGGCCUGCCGCCGGCCUGGAACUCGGUGGAGAAGACCUACCACUCGGUGCGGCGGCGCCGCUGGGUGCGCAUGCGCUUCCGCAGCCCCCAGAAGCUGAGCCACGAGCAGGAGACGCUGUCCUUCCUGCAGCUGGUGAGGGGCCCGGGCCGGGCGCGACCUGCAGCGGGGGGUCCCCCGGGCCAGGCGGGAGGAGGCCCCCAGCUCUCGGCUGUCCUCCCACAGCACAGCCCCAGCGUGGCCAAGGAGGACGAGGGCUGGGAGUACGGCACCUUCGGCUCCAAGUUUCGCCUGAAUCCUCAGCCCACCAGCCAGUUCCGCCGCCGCUGCUGGCACCGAAGGCUGGCCCCCAACAAGGACAGGGGCGUCGCACCCAUAUUUCUUCUUGAGGGAUCCCUGGCGCUGGGGAUGGAUCUGACUCAGCAAGCUAAGGAAAAGGAGAAGGAAGAGGACAGAACGUCCUUAUGGGGCAUCAACAAAAUGCUUUCCAACAUCUGGAGGCCUACCCCAGAGAACACUCAGCCAUCCAACAUGCCCUUCAUCUACUGCACCUUCAACAAGCCCCACUACUACCAGCUCUUCUGCUACAUCUACCAGGCCCGGAACCUGAAGCCCAACCAGAUCCAGAGAUUCCAGGGGCCUUUCAUUCGAGCGGUCUUCUUGAACCACAGCCAGCGCACCCGGAUGCUGAGUAGCUCCACAGCCCCAACGUGGGCCCAGACGCUGGUCUUCCUGCACCUCCUCCUGUAUGAGAAUCCCCAGGACACCAAAGACAGCCCACCACUCGUGGUGCUGGAACUGUGGCAGCAGGAUUCCCGGGGCAAAGAGAGCUUAUGGGGACGAAGCAUGUGGUCCCCAGUGGUCUGGCUGGAUCUCCAAGACCGGACCCUGCCCCCCAUGAGGUGGCACCCCCUUGUAAAACAGAUGGGGGAGGAAGAGGGCGAGAUCUUGGCAUCCUGUGAGCUGAUCCUCGAGACCCAGAGUGUCAGAGAGAAGAAGCCACCAAUCCUAAGUGUUCCCUGGAAGGACAAGGUCUACAUGCUCCCCAAGGACAUCCAGCCCACGCUAAAGAAGAUGGCUAUUGAGGUCCUGGUCUGGGGCCUACGGAACAUGAAGAAUGUACGCUCCCCCUAUCUUCUGGUGGAAUGUGGGGAGCAGUCCCUGAGGACAGAACCCAUCAAGGACUUCCAGACCAACCCCAACUUCCCCCAGUCUGCCCUCUUCUUCACCCUGUUUAUGCCCAUAGAGGAGGCCUACUCGCUGCCCCUCAUGGUGAAGGUGGUGGACACCCAGGACUUUGGCCAGCAGACGGUGGUGGGUCAGGCCAACAUCGACUUCCUACAGCCCUAUUUCUGUGACCCCUGGGCUGACAACUACGUGCCCCCAAGGCUUCCAACGCUAUCCAUGAAGAAGCACCAGGAGCUCCUAGGUUACCUCUAUGAAAAGUUAUGGCUCAAUUACCACAAAGCCGAGGACGAAUAUGAGCAUGACGUGGACUGGUGGAGCAAGCUGUCCUGGGCCACGAGAGAUGCUCCCAAGUCCUUAAAGUACAAGGACAAAGACUACCAUACCCUGAAGGUGUAUGACUGUGAGCUGGAGGCUGUGCCAGACUUCAGAGGUCUGCAGGACUUCUGCCAGACUUUCAGACUCUACAAGGAGAAGCCCGUGCUGGACAGCCCCGUGGUGGGAGAGUUCAAGGGCCUUUUCCGCAUCUACCCAUUCCCUGAGGAUCCUAAAGCCACCAAGCCCCCCCGGCAGUUCCUGGUUUGGCCUGAGAGAGAAGGCUUCCCUCAGCAGUGCUUGGUACGGGUGUACGUGGUACGGGCAUUUAGCCUGCAGCCCCAGGACUACAAUGGUCUGUGUGACCCUUAUGUGAUCCUGAAACUGGGGCAGAAACAGAUUGGCAACCGAGACACGUACCAGCCAAACACCCUGGACCCCAUCUUUGGCACGAUGUUUGAACUGAGCUGCAACAUCCCUCUGGAGAAGGACCUAGAGAUCCACCUCUAUGACUUUGACCUGUUUUCACCUGAUGAUAAGAUUGGAACCACAGUCAUCGACCUCGAAAACCGACUCCUGUCUGGCUUUGGAGCUCGUUGUGGGCUCUCCAAAUCCUACUGCCAGUCAGGGCCCUUCAGGUGGCGAGAUCAGAUGCCCCCAAGCUAUCUCCUGGAACGCCAUGCCAAGCUGAAAGGGCUGCCCCCGCCUCUGUUCGAUUCUGAGGACAACUCUGUAUUUUACAAUGGGAAGAAGUUCAAGCUGCAAAGCUUUGAGCCCACACCCCCUACCGCUCAGGACUUGGGACCCGAGAAGGAGCGCCUGGCACUCUACCUGCUGCACACACAAGGGCUGGUGCCGGAGCACCUGGAGACGCGCACACUCUACAGCGACAGCCAGCCAGGCAUCGACCAGGGAAAGGUACAGAUGUGGGUGGAUAUCUUCCCCAAGAAGCUUGGGCCUCCUGGCCCCCCAGUCAACAUCAGCCCCAGAAAGCCAAAGAGGUAUGAGCUACGCUGCAUCAUCUGGCAAGUUUCCAACGUGGACCUGCAGGACAGCAAUUAUAGUGGCGAGAAGACCAGCGACAUCUACGUCAAAGGGUGGUUACUGGGGCUGGAAAAGGACAUGCAGAUGACCGACAUCCACUACUGCUCCACGACCGGGAAGGGCUACUUCAACUGGCGGUUCAUCUUCACCAUGGACUACCUGGCAGCCGAGCAAAUGUGCAUCCAGAGCCAGAAGGACUACAUAUGGAGCCUGGAUCCCACAUCGUUGAAGUUCCCACCCCGGCUCAUCAUUCAGGUCUGGGACAAUGACAUCUUAUCCAGUGAUGACUUCCUAGGGGUCCUGGAGCUGGAUUUGGCUGACAUGCCCUUCCCUGCCCGGUAUGCCAAGAACUGCUCCAUCAGGCUGAUGGACACGGAGCCCAAGUGGCCCCACUUCCACCAACACAAGCACGUCUCCCUCUUUAAGAAGAAGAUUGUAACUGGCUGGUGGCCUUGCCAGGUCCUCGACAGUGGAAAAUGGCGCUUGUCGGGUAAAAUAAACAUGACGCUGGAGAUGCUCACUGAGGACGAAGCCGCACUCAAGCCAGCCGGACGAGGCCAGUCAGAACCCAACCGAUACCCUACACUUCAACCCCCCAUACGCCUUGACAGCACCCUCAGAUGGGUGCUAUUACCUAUGCAAAACCUGUGGCAAUAUAUCUGGAAACACAACCGCAAGAAAAUCCUGGCUCUCUUUGUCAUACUGGUUAUACUUUUCAUGCUGUUCAACUUUAUCUAUGCAACUCCGAACUAUUUGGCCAUGAACUUGAUUAAACCUGGAGUCCAGGUACUUACUGCCAUUAAAAUAUCCAGCCAUGCCGUCACUUCACCAACCAUCACUGACAGCUACUAUUCCAUCCUCACCACCCAGGAUCUGAUGCUACAGCCUACUAUAAUAGACCAUGAGUUGAAACCAGGGACCCAGGAAUCUCCUGAGAGAUCUUCCAAUCCCAAGACUAAUUUGCCCACAUUUGCCUGGUUUCACUCCUGCCUACCAUCAGCCCUACCGCUGGGUUUCCUACCAGUUCCUCAUUUCUGUCUUCUAGGACACAUACGAGGGUCUGAGGAGAUUCUGGCUAGUCUGUUCAGAAAUCACGUCUAA
Loxodonta africana (African savanna elephant) is the source of this 6417-nucleotide messenger RNA. RefSeq names its product fer-1 like family member 5 (gene FER1L5). NCBI's taxonomy places the organism in Eukaryota, Metazoa, Chordata, Mammalia, Proboscidea, Elephantidae. Gene Ontology annotation, cellular component: cytoplasmic vesicle; T-tubule; membrane. Gene Ontology annotation, biological process: monocyte activation involved in immune response; plasma membrane repair; macrophage activation involved in immune response. The record is from RefSeq and is a predicted model, not a curated record.